AUGGACUACAAUUACGGCCAGGAUCCCUCUGCAGAACAAUACCAAGGAGAAGAACACGACGGCUACGACGAGUUUGAUGAGCAAGGUAUAGACAGCCACGACCACGACCACACCCAGAUGGGCCAUGACAUGGGCCACGAUAUGAGCCAUGAUGACCAAAUGGGCCACGAUAUGGGUGACAUGGGCGAGCAUGAUCCCAAUGGUCAUAUGAACGACGACCACCCUGUCGGGGAAGCCAACAAGCCGCUGAUAGAGCUCAUUGUCAAAUUGCUCGUUGGCGACUUGGGCCAGAGAACACCACAUCGACCGAAGCCAAAGCAUGCUCAUUCAAGGUUUGCACAAGAUCCACACCACUCAAAGCUCAUGAAUGUUCUGUCUAGAAUUGCAACGGAGGACAUUCACGAAGCACACAUAGAGAGCUUCAUCCAUAUCGGUAUCUUACUGAUGGCCCGUGCUGCGAAGGAAAUCGGUAUGACGGCAGGCCAUCACGAUGACGAAGACGAGACGCAUCAUGAUCAGGGAGACCCGCAUGCAGACCCUCAUGGUCAGGCUCCAGCUCUGGAUUAG
Exophiala xenobiotica is the source of this 567-nucleotide messenger RNA. RefSeq lists its product as uncharacterized. The record is from RefSeq and is a predicted model, not a curated record. The coding region runs from base 1 to 567 and encodes 188 amino acids. The transcript has 2 exons. NCBI's taxonomy places the organism in Eukaryota, Fungi, Ascomycota, Eurotiomycetes, Chaetothyriales, Herpotrichiellaceae.